Messenger RNA from Moesziomyces antarcticus, 5238 nucleotides. RefSeq lists its product as uncharacterized. Lineage: Eukaryota; Fungi; Basidiomycota; Ustilaginomycetes; Ustilaginales; Ustilaginaceae. Gene Ontology annotation, molecular function: catalytic activity. The transcript has a single exon. The record is from RefSeq and is a predicted model, not a curated record. Bases 1 to 5238 code for a protein of 1745 amino acids.
AUGGCAGACACUCGGGCCCGCCCAGAAGAACUUGGAGAGGGACUAAGCGAGGAGCAACAAGUGGAGAAGUACGGAGAGGGCGAAUCCGCGCCACAGCCACCGGAAGAGGCGGUCAACGCGAGUCCAUCGAUCUCCCAGGCCGCAGUGACGGUAGGCGACGAGCACGAGGAUGAGGCCCCAGAAGAUCCGCUUCCACCGCCUGUCGUCGCCACCUGGAACGCGCACGUGCUGACACCUCACGCCAUCGCACAGCUCAAGGAGCGCACGGCCCAACACAAAGUCGACAUCUGGCUAGUGCAGGAAUGGCGGUGUCUGUCGUUCGGCUUCAACAAGGAAGCUGAAGCCUUGGUCGCGCCGCCUGGCUGGCAAACGAUCUCCGAUCGAGCGACAGCCGUCAUAGUCACAAACUCUAGGUGGCGAAUCAUCGACGAACACCACAGCGACUUCAGCUCUUUGGCGAUUGUCCAAUCUCCAACUGGGGUCACCUGGUCGUUCCUGAGCAUCUACCUGCCAGCUGACGUGACAAGGAGGAAUCGCCUACUCACGUGCCAACACACGUUCCGACGUCUGGUCCACCUAGACAAGCUGACGACGAGGUGCGUUGUAGGCGGCGACUUCAACAUCCACUCCGGACCGGAUAGCAUCGGUCACGGUUGGACGACAAUCUGCAGGAUCCUGGCGCCGCUGGAGGACGUGUUCACGACGCUGCAUCCGUUCUCGACGACGGGCACGUUCCUGGUCGAACGGAUGGGGACUUUCAAACGGCUCGACUACCUCUUCGCUCCCUUACAGGUGAUCGACUUUGUCAAGGAGGUUCUCACCCUCUCGCCUGGAGGCGCGUCGGACCACCACAUUGUCGUGCUCUGCCCGGUAUCAGAAGACGACGACGACGAGCAAGAGUCCUUCGCAUCCUUUCGAUCGUGGCGGCCAGACCCGCAAGUCUUGCGGCAGGAGGCCGAGCGAGAGCGCCUCUGGGCAUCCUCGGCCGCGCUCACGCUCGACCCACGAUGGGAGGACUGGCUCAAGGAAAUCGGCAGGAUCCGCGGCCAUCUGUUCAACCGCUCUCUGGCUCAGCCAUUCAAGGCGAUUCCUUCUCGCAAAGAGGUCUCCCUUCUGCGUGACCACUUGGACGCGUUUGUCAUCACAUCGGCCAGCGACAGCGAAGAGUACGUGGCGCUCAGCAACCUCUACCAGAUGGCCCGCGUCGCAGCGUUCCCGGAGGAGCGCCAGGACAUCCUGCGAGUCCAGCGCGAGCUGCCUACUUGGCCGACGGCGGAGACGCGCGUCGCAAGCGAAAGGCCUUCAUUGGCUGCUGACGAUGUCGUGACGUUCUACAAGGCGCUAUACAGCGAGAAACGGGCAGCUGACUCUGGCAUCCCUGCUGCCGCUGCGAAGCUGCUGGUUCGGCGUCGCAAGUGGCCGGACCCAGAGGCUCUCAAAGCCCCAUUCACCGCAGAGGAAGUCCGCAACGUGGUGGCCAAGGUGAAGCGAGGUACCUCUCCAGGGAACGCCGGCGUCCCAGUAACAGCGUACGCUUGUGCACCAGAGGAGUUCUUUGCGUUUGCGGCAGGGGUUGCCUCGUCACUGUUGCACUACGCCGUGGGUACCAGACCGACGAUUUUGGGCACUUUGGUGUUUAAGGCGAAGCCAGGCAACUCAAAGGACGUAGUGGCGCACUAUCGCCCGAUCAGCGUGUUGGACCUGGACCGCCGCAUCUUCCACGGGCUCCUUGCGGCACGUAUGUCGCCGCAGCUAGCGCUGAUCGUCCCUUCAACGCAGACGGGCUUCAUCCCAGGCCGAUCGAUCUCAAGCAACGUGGCGGCAAUCGCUCUCGUGGCCGAGGCGUGUGCGUUGGGCUGGCUGGACUCACCAGUCGUGGUGCUGGAACAGGACCAAGAGAAGGCGUAUGACAGAGUCGAGCACCGGUGGCGCGACCACGUUAUGCAGGACCUGGGCACGCCGCCAGAGGUCGUCCAGUACCUUCACAACCUGUACGACGGAGCGACGAUCCGCUUCCAGCUGGAUCAGCUCAGCGACCCCGUCGAGGUCAAGCGAGGCUUCCUGCAAGGAGCGCCAGACUCUUCGUUGUGGUACACGCUGACAUAUCAGCCCAUGCUCGACGCCUACGAGGCCAGCAAGACUGGGAUCGCUUUGCGCUUUGGUGACCAUGUCGUCAGGCUCAGCUAUCUCGCGUACGCCGACAACUCGUUCUUCUUCCUCAAGUCCGCCGAAGACGCGAAGGCGUAUUGGGCAGCUCGCCGUCGAUAUGAUCUUGCGUCUGGCGCCAAACUCAACGAGAAGGAGAGUUGCGUCACAGUCCUGUGGCCUCCAGGCACGGAGGGCGACUCGAUCGAGUGGAUUCAAGAGUUCUGCCAGCAUUUCAGGGUCAGAGAGGCUUCCACCUCGUUCAAAUGCCUCGGGCGCCUGCUGCGAAUGACGGCCGAGCCAGCGGAAGAUCUCAUCGUUGGUCAAGUCUCUUCGCGCCUACGCACGGGAUGGGGGCAAGCAGGCCGCUUUUUGUGCCUCUUUGGCCGCGCUCAGAUGGUCAACGAGAGGCUGCUCUCACAGAUCUGGGCCAUGUUGGAGACGAUUCCGCUGCCUCAGCCGGUCCGAGAGCUCUACACCCAAGUGCGCAGACGGCUGCAGCCUCUCUUUCGCACCAAGAACGGGCACAAAGUAACUUGGAAGAUGGUCUGCAAGCCGAAAGCACUCGGCGGCCUGGGCCUCCUGGACCCCGAGUUCAUGAUCCCGGCCACGUUCGCGAGUUGGCUCUUCCAGUCGUUGGCGAACCACGAAGGCGAAGGUGUGGCGGCCCUGAUCCGCCUGGGGUUCGAAAAGUGGCUGCUGCAGACGCACUGCAUGACACCGGCAUUUGUGAUGUACCUCAGUAGCCACGGCCACCCCCACAUCGCGAUUCGAGUGUGUACGAGGACGCGCAACAAGUUUGCUCGCUCCUUCGAGAGGAACGGCGCCACGCCGCUACAGAGUCCUGGCGAAGGCCUGUUCAGCCGCAUGCUGGAUGCUUGUUUGCGCUUUCCGAUCGCUUUCCAGGCCGACUUUGACUGGUCCACGCUCAGCCCCGCGGAGGCGGCGGCACUGCCAUGGUGGCACCCAUCCUUUGAGGUCCGAGACAUCUGGCGGACGACUUCGGGGAAAGCUAAGUAUGUGCUCACGGAGCCGAGGACGACAGGCAAGCGAAUAGUCAAUGACAGGCUCCCGACGCUGUACAAGAACGCCGCCCACCACGGUCUCCAAACGUUUGCGGACGCGUUCUGGCUCCACCCACCAUCCUCGUCGCCCUAUAUUGCAACACCUCGCAACUUUGUCCGCCACGUGGGGCCCCCGGAGAAGGCAUCCGACAUGCUCAACCACCGCGACAGGUUCCCGUUGGCGCAGGACGAGCCGAACGUGGCAGUGGACAGCUUCUGGACGCAACUACCCAGGAUCUGGGCCACGUACCUAGAAGCGCUUCCGACGGCGCUGGUCUCCAAACUUCGCGACUUCGUGCGCCUAGUUGUUUCGGACACCGCCGCUCCAGUGAGCCGCCGCCAACCCUUCCCGCUCGAUGCUGACCCGUUCCCAUGGCGUGCGGUGACGAUCGGAGGGGUGCCAAGCGCCGAUGUACGAGCACGACAACUGCGGCUACACGCUACAGCGUCGGGAGAAGUGGUCGUGCCAACUUACGCUCAGACGCCCGAGGUUCGAGGUAUGCCGCGCGUUCGCGCACACAGGCCUGACCAGCUAUCCGACUCGGAGCCAUCGUCAGACUCCGACGAGGACGAGAGCGCGCCCAGCCACACCACCACGCGCCCCGCCUCUGCAUAUGCUGCGCUGGAUUGGAAAGCGAUCUGGCCUCGUUUCCUCGAAUGGGAGCUCCCUGGUAACGCCAAAGACGCUUGGUGGCUCGUUCUGCACGGGAAGGCAGCGGUCAUCUACACGAUGGUCCAGCAUCCGCUCACAAAGUUCUGGACGCCUCGAAGCUCGCUCUGCCCUUUCUGCGCCGUCAAGCACACGUGUCAGCACGCCUACCUGGAGUGCCCCAAAGUCCGCGACGUUUGGCAGGCCUGUUGGGAACUGCUGCGACUGCUGAUGACGAGCUGCCCCGACUGGAGCGAUCUUGGGGCGACGGACGUUCUCCAAGGCUUCCCAAGUGUCGAGGCCGCGCUGCCGAUUCACCUGGUCGGCCGCUUCCGGGUCUGGUUCGCGCUGACUCUGGCUCAGCUCAGUCGAGUCUACGAGUCGCAACAACGCCGCACUCAGGCUAUCCCAGCUGCACGACUGCUACGCAAGUUGAGCGAAGUACCAGCGAUGCUGAUGCAGGACCUGCUGUCGCUCGCAAUCGGCGACGCGCGCGGCCCCGGUCGUUUUGCGCACGAGGACUUUGAGAGGCUUUGGCAGCAGGAGAACACUCUGUUUGUGUUCAGCAGCGACUCGGUUGCCCCGAGUGAGACUGCCCUGCUGCUGUACUCACGCAACAGUCAACGAUGCGAAGGACCUUCGACGCAGACCGCCGAAGACCCGGCUGGGAGCUCGGAAUGGGUAGACGCGCCGCCAGAGUCAGACAUACAGGACGAUGACACGGUGCUCUCGGUUCGGGGGGCCUUCCUUGCCAAUCUUCGAGUCCCCGACGUCCAGGAAUGGCGCACGAGAGGCCUUCUACAAUGCCGCUGCUGCCUCGUGGUUCGUAAGCAGGAGGUCAACACACUGCUAUGCGUCCAAUGCUGGCUCUGCCACUUCCCUGACGUCGCCCCAACGCUGCCUUACAACGACAGGUGGUUCCGCAGCGGCAAGAUGGUCUGCAAGUGUGGCGAGGUCGAGCACGAGCGCCAACCGACUAGGCGGGAGCUCAAGAGAGCUCGUCAGCUUGCGAGAGCGAAUGCUACGCAAUCGUCGUCUCCUGCCGCCGUGCCAGCAGCGCCGAGGCCUGUGCGUCGUUUGCCCGUGCGUCCAUCAAACAAGGGCAAAGCUCGUGCCCUCUCUCCAGACCAUGCACAGCCGGCCUCGGACUCCGACCUCGACCGGCCGGCACCUCGCCGAGACAAAGGCAAAGCGCGCGCUUUGGUGGUACAGUCGCCUGGCGAGGGCGACGCCUUUGUGCCUGACGAGAUGUCAGUCUCCGAUUCCGGUUCGUCCGCCUUUCCUUCCGACGUCUCCAUGGCUGCGCUUCUCGACGACGAACCUGGCCCUUCUCGCCGCCAGGUUCAAACCACUAUCACCUCUUUCUUCCGCCGGGCGUGA